Molecule: messenger RNA, 1477 nt
Organism: Aspergillus calidoustus
Lineage: Eukaryota; Fungi; Ascomycota; Eurotiomycetes; Eurotiales; Aspergillaceae
Source: the annotation of a GenBank genome assembly
AUGGAUAAACACCUUUCGCGUGUCAUGGUUGGUCUGAAGCAGCUGCCCAUCCGCACCCUGCUGGCCACUUUCUGGAAGGACCCGAAACGCCGCUAUGGCCUUUCGGCGGCGCUCCUGGCGGCGUACAUGCUGCUAGCGCGGUCGCUGCGAUUCCGGAGGCUGAAGCGGCUGCGAAGGGUCUAUGGCAAGUAUAGCACGCGAGAGGAGAUGGCGACCAUGACGGACCACGAUGCGUGGGAGAUUCAGAAGACAAUGCUUGUGAUGGAGUUCCCGUCUGCAUCGCUCAAGGCGCUGCAGUUUGCUUUAUUCAGAACAUACGGCAUCCCCACAAUCUCCGGCCUCCUCCUCCGCACAUCGCAAUUCUCCAACCCCGCCACCUCCUUCAAACGCUACGCCGACACAGGCGCCCUAAUCGGCCAAUUCAUGGCCUUCGAUCCGACCUCCGAGCGCGCACAAACAGCCAUUGCGCGCACCAAAUUCCUACACACGGGGUACCGCUCCAGCGGGAAGAUUCUCGAGUCUGACAUGCUCUACACGCUGAGUCUCUUCGCGCUGGAACCGAUCCGCUUCAUCGCCAUGUUCGAGUGGCGCGAGCUCAGUGACCUCGAGCAGUGCGCUAUCGGUACAUACUGGAAGAGUCUUGGGGAUGCGCUGGAUAUCAGCUUUGCGGUGCUGCCCUCGGGGCCGCAUGGGUUCAAGGAUGGGCUGCAUUUUCUGGAGGAAUUGAGGGAGUGGAGUGUCAAGUAUGAGAUGGACUAUAUGAAGCCGACGCCGCAGAAUAAAGAGGUUGCGGAGAAGACGAUGGAUGUGCUGCUGUAUGCGGUGCCGAAGGUGCUGAGGCCGAUCGGGGUGAAUUUUGCGAGCUGUGUGAUGGAUGAUAGACUGCGAGAGGCGAUGAUGUACCCACCACCCCCAGCGAUCUACAAAGCCAUCUUCUCCUCCCUCGUGACCCUGCGCCGCUUCUACCUCGGCCACCUCGCCCUCCCACGCGCAAACUUCCAACGCAUCGACAUCUUCACCGAUAAGCCAAACGAGUACGGCCGGUACUACGUCAACCUGUACGAGGCGAUUCCCUACUACGUCAAGCCGACGCUGUGGAAUCGCUGGGGUCCCGGCGCGUGGGUGAGCUGGGCGAUGGGGAUGCCGCUGCCUGGAGACGACGAUGACAAGUACUACCCGCGCGGAUUCGAUCUGGAGGAUCUGGGACCCAAGUACUUUGAGGGGAAGGGGAGGAAAUCCGUUGCAGAGAUCCGGGAGCAGUUGAAGAAGGAGCGCAGAGGGCAGUCGCCGUUUACGCCGGAGCUGCCGAGUGCGGAGGAUGCCAAGUUUGGGGAUUCGAUGGUAGAGAUUGUCAAUGGGGAUGUUUCGCCUGUUUGAUUGUCUUUUAUCUGUUUCUCUCAAAGAGAUUUGGCCUUUUAGAACUAUGCAUUGUAUGUCGUCAUGCGCGCAGGUGCACCCAUGGUUCGCGGGCCUGAGG